Molecule: messenger RNA, 2300 nt
Organism: Alosa alosa (allis shad)
Lineage: Eukaryota; Metazoa; Chordata; Actinopteri; Clupeiformes; Clupeidae
Gene: sh2d5
Product: SH2 domain containing 5
Exons: 11
Coding region: 334-1566 (410 amino acids)
Cellular component (GO): postsynaptic density
Source: RefSeq, a predicted model, not a curated record
CUUGCCGCUACAUGUUGUAAGAGAAAUAGGCUGCAUAAAAUAGCCCACAUAGUUCAAAUUGUUUUCAAGUGUCCCAUUCCUCUCGACAGAGACAGGAAAACGGAAUGAUAUAACCUUUCAAUCAGAAUUACUUAUAAAGGCCAAUAUUCCGAAUUAAUGGAUAGCCCACGCAGUGACUGUCGAAGACUAAAUUUCCAAUGGGCGCACAUGUUGGGCGGAGACGGUGCUGAUAAGAACUGUAUGAACGACGGCGCAACGGGAGAAUUUGGCGUGGAAACCUCCUGAGAACAUUGAGAGCUAGCGAAAGAAAGGUGAAUCAAAGCAACAAUCAUCAUGUGUGACGGACCAACCAGGGAGGACGGCACAGUCACCAGGUCUGCCGAGUAUGUGGGCUCGUUUCCUGUGGAUGAUCAUUGCUUGGAUGAGCAGAUUCAACAGCUGCACAUACAGCUGAAGGCUCUCAGGAACUGCAAGAAAAGGAGGCCAGUCUCGCUGAAGUUCUCAAUCAAAGGAGUGAAAAUAUAUGAUGAGGAUGAGACGACACUCCUCAUGGCCCAUGCGUUGCGGAGGAUCUCCCUGUCCACCGCUCGGCCGUCCGACUCCCAGUUCGCCUUCGUUUCCCACAACCCAGGCAGCAGUGACACCCAGCUCUACUGCCACCUUUUCAAGGCCAGACACGCCAGAGCGGCACAGUUCCUGAACCUGCUGCUGUGCCGGUGCUUCCAGCUCUUCUACUUGGAGUGCCACCCGGAGGAGGCUCAGGACGAGUCGUCUGAGGGGAAGAAGCUAACACGUGUGCCCUCUCUCCUCAACCAGGGCUUCCCCCUCAGCGUUAGCGCCCUGGUCUCCUUCAGACGAGCCCCUUUCCUGGGACUCUUCCCAGGGGCCAAGACCCCGUCCAAGUCCAGCACACCGGAGCCACAGCAGCAGCAGAAGCGGCCACAGAGCAGCAGCCCAGAUGAAGGCCCCAUCACCUCGCCCACGCUAGUGCGCAAGGCGGCCAUCCGCAACAAGGGCCUGAGCUCCGGGGCCUACCGCUCCUUCACCUACACGCCACUCAAACAGAGGCAGCUACAGGAGCGGAUGAACCACACGAAAGGAAAGGAGGAACAAGAUGGUCCAGUGCAGCGUACCCCAAGUCUGGCCGAGUCCGAAGAAGCGUUGGCUCAAGCGGUGUGGUGCUCGGCUGGGCUCUCUAGUGACAGCAGCUCUGCCCUGCUUGCGGAGGAUGUGCUCGGGGCCUACCUGCUGUGUCCCCAUCCCAAGAAACCAAGUCGUGGCACCCUCAUCAUCCGUUUCCCCUCCGGCCUGGCCGUUCGUGUCAUCAAGAACACCUCCAAAGGCAGAUAUCUGCUGGAAGGAUGCCACAUCGAGUUUGACACCAUUUCAACCCUAAUAGAAUACUACACGGAGUACAGGGGGGAGCUGGAAUGUCAUCUGAGCUGUGCACGAGUGAACCACUGCUAUGAGUGGGAGGAGAACGUCAGCAAAUCCCAGACUGAACUAGCACAGUUUGGCCACAAGAGGGUCAUUCCCAAGUAUGGUCAUGUUAAAAGCUGGAUCUGAAUUCUUUAUUUUGAGUUUGUGCAGUGAAGGUGGCCUGUGUCUAUCUGGUGGGCUAGGCCUACUGAAGGCUUAAACUUUUAAACACUUUUUAAAGAAGUUUUAUUACUUCAGGUACAUUUAUUGUUCUGUGAUUCCAUUCUUUUUGUUCAGAGUAUAUGGACUUGGUGAGGCUACUCACUUUAACUUACGUGGCACUUUUCUUUCAAUCAAUUCUAAUGGUUCGUUUAGCACUUGAGGUCUACAUCUGCUGAAGUCUACAUGUUAUUUAUUUAUUUGUGGGUUUUGGGAAUGUCACACUUUUCUCUAUGAUCGAUAGCCAGUAUGCUCAUUUUACUUAAGAAUUCUUAAUUAAUAUUUAGGCUAGGCUGUCCUUUAUGCAUGUGUAGGAUAUCAUUUCACAAUUCUGUAGCCUAUAGCCUACCUACUUUUGUUACAAUGCCAAUAUGCCAACUAAACAACGACUUUCAAUGUGUUACCAUUCUCAUAUCAUAAAUAUGUGGUUACUGACAUUAUGAUUAAUUACUGGUAACACAUUUCUGGUUACUGACAUUAUGAUUAAUUACUGGUAACACAAGUGUACUCAGGUUUGUCUGUGACUGACAUUUUGUUGAUUUUUGUAUGUGCCAGUUUUUAUGUUGUAGCUUACGGCUGUAGUUAACUUUUAUGAAGUUUUUACUGUCCUCCAUUUUCAAGGACUUAUAUCACAUUUUGUAGUUGACUUCAUAUAUUUUUAU